Molecule: messenger RNA, 921 nt
Organism: Condylura cristata (star-nosed mole)
Lineage: Eukaryota; Metazoa; Chordata; Mammalia; Eulipotyphla; Talpidae
Gene: HORMAD2
Product: HORMA domain containing 2
Exons: 10
Coding region: 1-921 (306 amino acids)
Source: RefSeq, a predicted model, not a curated record
AUGGCCACUGCUCAACUUUGUCAUUCCAUCAGAAUUCACAAGACAUCUAAGGAAACAAUUUUUCCAUCCCAAAUCACUAAUGAACAUGAGUCAUUGAUAAUGGUGAAGAAACUUUUUGCUACUUGUAUUUCAUGUAUAACAUAUCUAAGAGGUCUAUUUCCAGAGAGCUCUUAUGGAGAACGCCAUUUGGAUGAUCUCAGUUUAAAAAUUCUCCGAGAAGAUAAAAAGUGCCCUGGGUCACUGCAUAUUAUCAAAUGGAUUCAAGGUUGUUUUGACGCUUUGGAAAAGAGAUAUCUACACAUGGCAAUACUUACACUUUACACAAAUCCCAAGGAACCGGAGAAAGUGACUGAGAUAUACCAAUUCAAAUUCAAGUAUACAAAAGAAGGAGUCUCUAUGGAUUUUGACAGCCGUAGUACAAGCUUCGAAAGUGGGACAAACAGUGAUGAUGUUAAGAAAGCUAGUGUACUGCUGAUCCGUAAAUUGUAUAUACUGAUGCAGAACCUUGGCCCCCUUCCUAAUGAUGUUAUACUUACUAUGAAACUCCACUACUAUAAUGCAGUGACCCCACAUGAUUACCAACCCCCUGGUUUUAAAGAGGGGGUAAACUCACACUUCCUGUUGUUCGAGGGGGAACCUGUAAAUCUGCAAGUGGGACUGGUCUCCACUGGUUUUCAUAGCAUGAAAGUAAAAGUCACAACUGAAGCCACCAGAGUAUCUGAUUUGGAGAACAAUCUCUUUCAGGAGAACAGCAUUACUGAGAUUGCCCAUCAGGGUCUAGACUGUGAUGAAGAAGAAGAAGAAUGCAACAAUCAGAUUCAAAGACUGGAUUUUGUGUACAGUCAGCAGAGUUCUGAGAGCUCCAGAAAGAAGAGGAAGGUCAGCGAACCAGUGAAAGUCUUCAUUCCUGACAGAAAAUGA